Vicia villosa (hairy vetch) is the source of this 1314-nucleotide messenger RNA. RefSeq lists its product as uncharacterized. The coding region runs from base 1 to 1314 and encodes 437 amino acids. Lineage: Eukaryota; Viridiplantae; Streptophyta; Magnoliopsida; Fabales; Fabaceae. The transcript is spliced from 3 exons. The record is from RefSeq and is a predicted model, not a curated record.
AUGGCUAACAACGUGACCGCUACCAGAGAAGCUACAAGGCGUACUCACACUUACAGUUUCCAUCGCGAAGGCUUGAUUCAGUUGGGGCAAUUGGGUGGAUUGAUCACUGGUCCUAAUAAAACUGUGUUCACUGAGAAUUAUGGAAACAUCUUGACUCUUUUGGACUCACACGUCGACGAAUGGGGUUUAUCUACUCUUCUCCAGUUCUAUGAUCCUGACUUGCGUUGUUUCACCUUCUCAGGCUAUCAGUUAGCUCCCACUCUCGAGGAGUACUCUUACUUUCUCAAUAUCAAGGUUCAACACAAGGUUCCUUUCGUUUGUGUCCCAGAGAAACCUGAUUUGGACAACAUUGCCAACGCUCUUUAUUUGAGCAUAGAAGACGUCCUUGGGAAUUGGAAGAAGAAUGGUAACACCCAUGGUUUCUAUAUGAGUUUCUUGGUUGAGAAGGCCCAGGAGUUGGCCAACAAAAAGAUGUGGGAGGCUUUCAACGCCCUUCUGGCCGUUUUGAUCUAUGGGAUCGUGAUGUUCCCUAACAUUCACAAGUUCGUUGAUCUGGCCGCUAUAUGUCUUUUCGUGGAUAAGAAUCCGAUCCCUACUUUGCUAGCCGAUACGUACUAUUCCAUUCACUCUCGAUAUGGGAAAGGAGGAGCCAUAAGAAAUUGUUUGCCGUUGUUAUACACCUGGUUUAAGUCCCACUUACCUACAAGUGGUCCUUUCAUUACUUCUACUCAGAAAUGGCCUCAAAGGAUCAUGGGGCUUACCGGAAAUGACAUUGUCUGGUGUCCCACUGGAAUGGACGUGGAGAAAGUUAUAACUAGCUGUGACAAGCCUUUGGACAAAGAGAUAUUCGAAUCCGUUUGCUUUGAAAAGGGAACCAAUCCAAAGGGUCUAGAAAAAGUGAAGAGUGCCUGGAAUAGCAUCCAUACAGAUGAUCAGAUUUCUCUAGGUGAAAAGAAUGCCGUUGCCAAACAAGCCUACACAGAUUGGGUUGAAAAUAGAGUUAAAGAUCGCCUGUUGCCUUUCCCGAAGGUUAACCCAUUGUACGAGCAACCACCUAAGAUUCCAAUUGCCACUAUGCCUGCUGAGAAUCGUACCCAGGUAGAUUUGGAGUGCACCCAAUUGCACGAAAAGAAGUCAGAUGCGCAACCGAAACAUUGUCUUGUGGAUCAGAAAAGAGUUGAGUUGACAUACGAAGCCAAAAUGCUGAAGGGAGGAUCUUCCAGAGUUCAAAAGAGGGCUAGAACCGAAAAAGCUAGUAAGAAAACACUAGAUGAUAAGGGAAAACCUGUAAUUGCUAGAACUCAUAAAACCUAG